CAUCCGGCGAGUAAGAGGAAGUAAACAGAGCCGCUUCUGUUCUUUGAAUGAGAAUUAAACAUUUUAUUGAAUUUUCUCAGCGCAGCUCGGUCUGUAAACGGACACAGUUCAGACAUGAACGGCCAGGCUGAAUUAGAUGUGGAUUACAAGCGGAAAUACAAAAACCUCAAGCGCAAAUUAAAGUUUUUGGUGUAUGAGCAGGAAUGUUUUCAGGAGGAGCUGAGAAGAGCACAGAGAAAGCUGCUUAAGGUUUCCAGAGACAAAAGUUUUCUGCUGGACAGAUUGUUACAGUAUGAGCGGGUGGAUGAAGACUCCUCUGACUCAGAUGCCACAGCGUCCUCAGAGAGUGACGGAGAGGGUCCCAGAGAAAGAGAACGAGAGGCAGGAAAGAACACUCUUUCCAGGAGGCGGAGCCCUGGAGUUCCACCCAUCACUUCAGCUUCAUCCCCCCAUCUCUCUCUGCUUCCUCGCCCUGGAGCAACCCCUCUUCAGUCCUCGGCACCCACCCAGUAUCUCAACACGUUACCCUUCCCUCCUGACUAUUUGGCUCCCUCUGCUGAGCGAGUGAAGAAAGAGAGAAAAACAAAACCGUCCAAACCAAGGAAAGAGCCUGCAGGAAAGGUUGUCUCUCCUUUGGCUUCUAAUUACCCAGCAGGCGGCGCUCCGGGCGCGGGUUCGUCCGGCCCGUUCAGCUGGGUCCCGCGGCAGAUGCUGAGUGGAGACGCCGCAGAGGAAGAAGGAGAGAGCGAGGCAGAAAGCGAUGGAGGAGAGGAGGAGAGAGGAGAGGGAGAAGAAGCUGAGCUGGUCAUUGACAUUCCUAAUGAGUGAAAGGAAAGCAGCAAAAGACUGUGAUGUGUUUUUACCAUCAGUCGGGGUGCAACUUCAAAGAAAAACAAUAUCUGUUCGCCAUAACAACAAAGGCUGGGUACCGAAAAUACUUCAAUAUUAAUGAAUUAAUUGUCAACAGUAUCAAAUUUCAGUACCUAAGUAGUCAGUCUUUGCAUCCGUGAGCCAAUAAUACUUGUUCUAAAAUCAUGUAUAUAUUUGCUAUUAAUGCCCAUUUGUGUCCAUGGAAUUUUGUAUUCAUUGAUAUACUAUCAGUAAGCUGUUACCGCCACCUAAACAAGUCCAAUAAACAAAACCCAAUUAUUAUUUUUGAAUUAUUAGGUGAUUUGCUGUGCCAUUAUUUUGCAAUACUAUCACAUUAUUUUGAUAUUCUAUCCUUAAUUUGAAAUUCGUAGUUAUUAUUUUGACAGGGUUUAUGAAGUGAUUAUUUUGAGGUUUAUGGUUUUGAGAUGAAAAUAAUAGUUUCUCAAAAUAAUGAGAACAUUUCUCAGAAUAAUGAAAUGAUAUCUCAAAAUAGUGACUUUGCGUCUCAAAAAAUUAGACAGUAUCUCAAAAUAAUGUGAGAGUUUUUCAGAAUAUCACGAAAUAAUGGCAUGACAAUUCACGUCAUAAUGAAAAAAAAUUAAAUUAGGUGGUGGAUUUUUUUUUAUUUUAAGUGGUGAGAAUGGGCUUCCGCAGUAAGCCAUGCAAACACGGUCAACAUUGUUUUUCCCCAAAUCUAUAAAACCUCUUUCUACAUUAGUAUUGUUUCAUAUUAAAAUAUUUAAAAGGUG
This is a messenger RNA of Colossoma macropomum (tambaqui), 1619 nucleotides long. RefSeq names its product INO80 complex subunit E (gene ino80e). Lineage: Eukaryota; Metazoa; Chordata; Actinopteri; Characiformes; Serrasalmidae. Bases 115 to 828 code for a protein of 237 amino acids. The record is from RefSeq and is a predicted model, not a curated record. Gene Ontology annotation, cellular component: nucleus; Ino80 complex. Gene Ontology annotation, biological process: chromatin remodeling. The transcript is spliced from 8 exons.